ACGGUUUUCUGCCACGGUUUUUCUAGUUUACAAACCCCGCCCAGACCCCAGAGUCCCGCGGAAAAUGCCUCUGUUCGAGACAGUGCUGCAGGAAAAGCCUGCAAUUGUGCUGGAGAUUGGGACAGCCCUAGCCAAAUUGGGGUUCGCCGGCGAGCCGUUUCCGCGCAGCAUCAUCCCGUCGGUGGUGCUGGACCAUCGGGCGAAAAAUGCUGGCAAAACGACACCGAACCGACGGCUGUUCGAUUACGCCGACGGGGCCGAGCUGUACGACUCGCUGGUGGAGUUCCUGAAGACCAUUUUCUUCAAGCACGUCCUCGUGAGCCCCAAGGAACGCAAGGUGGUGGUGGUGGACUCCGUGUUGGCCCCGACGAUCAUCAAGGAAAGCCUAGCUCGGGCCCUGUUUUGUCACUUUGACGUAUCGUCGGUGUUUUUCGUGCCGACGCACCUCGUCGUCCUGACCGCGCUGGCCGUCGAAACGGCACUGGUGGUGGACAUCGGAUACAGGGAAGCGGUCGUGAUUCCGGUGUUUUGCGGGGUGCAGGCACUGUUCGCCUGGGAAGCGCAACCGCUGGCCGCGGAGGCCGUGCAUGCCGAAAUCAGGCGACAGCUCGUGGAGGCCGGUGUCGACGAGAAGCUGCUGACGGAGACGAUCUUGGAAGACAUCAAGGUGCGCACCUGUUUCGUGACCAGCGCCGACCGGGCGGCCAAAUACCGGGACGGUGCAACGAUAACACCCUGCCCCGACGUCGAUUAUCCGGUUCAGGGAGAGGAAAUCUUUAAAAUCUCCGGCCGCUUGCGGGAAACUGCGUACGAGGUGAUGUUCCCGGAGGACAACGAUCGGCUCGGCCUACCGUACAUUAUCCUGAACGCGAUCCUCAAGUGUCCGCGCGAUAUGCGCAUUCCGUUGGCGAACAAUCUGCUGCUAAUCGGUGGCUCCACUAUGGUGCAGGGUUUGGCCGCGCGGCUUAAAGCCGAACUGCUAGCGCUGCUGCAGACGGACCUGUACAAGGAUCGGCUAGCGCUGCAAACGUUCAAGUUCCACCAGGCUCCGGCCGAGCCUAACUUUACGGCCUGGUUGGGUGGAUCGAUCUACGGUGCGACCGAUCUGGUGCUCUCGAAGUCCAUCACCAGGGACGCUUACGCCCGGAACCAAACCAUUCCCGAUUUCACCAACUACGAAGAGAUCCGCGCCCUGCCGACGCGUGGCUGACGACUCAGGGGCGGUCGAAGAAAGGCCGGAGCCACACAUGAUACGCAUUAAAUUAUUUAUAAACUGCACCACGUAAAUAUGAUUAACU
This is a messenger RNA of Anopheles cruzii, 1298 nucleotides long. RefSeq names its product actin-related protein 10 (gene Arp10). The record is from RefSeq and is a predicted model, not a curated record. NCBI's taxonomy places the organism in Eukaryota, Metazoa, Arthropoda, Insecta, Diptera, Culicidae. The coding region runs from base 65 to 1210 and encodes 381 amino acids. Gene Ontology annotation, biological process: retrograde axonal transport of mitochondrion. The transcript is spliced from 2 exons.